Messenger RNA from Erythranthe guttata (spotted monkey flower), 4018 nucleotides. RefSeq lists its product as uncharacterized. Gene Ontology annotation, cellular component: mitochondrial outer membrane. The record is from RefSeq and is a predicted model, not a curated record. Lineage: Eukaryota; Viridiplantae; Streptophyta; Magnoliopsida; Lamiales; Phrymaceae. Gene Ontology annotation, molecular function: ATP binding; ATP hydrolysis activity; protein binding.
GUAAGAUAUUCCCAUAAAAUAAUAUUCUCUCUCUCUAAAAAGAAAAAAAAAAGAUAUAUCGCAUUCAAGAACAAAGGGGAAGAAGAAGAAAAAAGCUGAAAUGGUGUCGACGAGGCGAAGUGGAUCUCUGCCGUCGAAUAACAGUAAGAGAUCGUCUUCGCCGUCCGAUGAUACUCACAACAAACCUUCCUCCCCAAAGCGUCAGAAGGGUGAAAGCUGCGGCGACAAGAUUAACAGCACCAAUCCGAGCGCGUCGGUGGCUUCGCCGGCGGAGAUUCCGAAGGAAGUAAGCUCAACUGAUCCGCCGGCUGUGCCCAUCACCGCCGCCGCUGACGCCGCUGACGCCGCUGACGUCACCGCCACCGCCGCUACAACCGCCCCAGAUGCCGACGCCUCCGUGUCCUUGGCUACUCCUGUGGCCGCAGAAGGGGUUGCGCCGGCGGCUGCCGCCGCGGACAAGACUAGGAGCUCUUUCACUUCGUGGAAGCAGCACCAAGGUUACGAAACAACCUCCCCUUGGUGUAGGCUUCUCACAGAAACUUCACAGAACCCCACUGUUUCUGUGUACACAACCAAUUUCUUGGUGGGCUCGAGCAAACACGCUAACCUUUUGAUCCGGGACCAGACCAUUAGUGCCAAUCUGUGCUCGAUAAGGCUCGAUCAGCGCGAAGAUAAAGCCGUUGCGAUUCUCGAAAGUCGAGGGAGCAAAGGAUGUGUGCAAGUCAACGGGAAAACAAUCAAGAAAAACACCAAUUGCGAUCUCAAUUCAGGCGACGAAGUGGUUUUCGGUUUUCUUGGAAACCAUACAUAUAUUUUCCAGCAGCUACCUUACGAUAGUAUAAUCAAGACCCCUUCUUCGACAGAUGUCCACACAAAUCUUGGAAAGGCAGUCCCUGUCGAACGGAGAGCGGGUGACGCAUCGGCUGUGGCAGGCGCUUCGAUUUUGGCGUCGCUUUCUAAUUUGAGGCAAGAUUUGUCUCGUCUCAAACCCACUUCUCAGGCCAGUGGUAAAAAUAACCGGGCCCCAUCUCCCGUUCUUAAUGAAGAAGAUGUUGAUGGUCAAGAAGUCAACUCAGCUACAAAUUUAGGGAGCGAAGAUGCCAAGAUGCUCCCCGUUGACGGCAAUAUUGAAGCGGGAUCUGAGGAAGAAAGGGAUUGGAUUAGGGAUAUUGUGCCGGCAUCUUUAUCAGCGAUUUGUUUGCGUGGCGCAGCAUUUAGAGAGGACAUAAUUGCGGCGGUUUUUGAUGGGCGAGAGUUGGAUGUUUCAUUCGAUAAUUUCCCAUAUUAUUUGAGUGAGAGCACAAAAAGCGUGCUUAUUGCAGCGUCGUUUAUACAACUGAAGCACAGGGAGCAAGUUAAAUUUACAUCCGAACUUCCGACAUUGAAUCCAAGAAUCUUGCUUUCUGGUCCCGCAGGGUCGGAUAUUUAUCAGGAGAUGCUGGCGAAGGCGCUUGCUCACUAUUUUGGGGCUAGAUUGCUUAUUUUCGACACCCAUUCAUUUUUGGGAGGUUCCUCUAAAGAUGCCGAAAAGUUGAAAGAGGGAAACAAUACAGAAAAAGAUCCGGGGCCCACAGACAUUGCAAAGGAUACUGGACUUUCGUCUGCUGAAGCGGAAACCUCUAAUUUGCCGACGAAAAAUGAAACCGAUAACGGACCAUCUUCGACGAACGCAACUAAUAAGAAUGUUCCAAUCAAAUUUGGUGAUAGAGUUAAAUUCGUCGGCCCUGCUUCUGGUGGAUUAUAUGCCACUACUUCUGCCAGGGGCCCCACUUCUGGAAUGAGAGGGAAGGUUCUUCUACCGUUUGAAGAUAAUCCCGUGUCGAAAAUUGGAGUAAGAUUCGACAAACCAAUGCAAGACGGAGUUGAUUUCGGAGGUCUCUGCGAUACCGGUCACGGUUUCUUCUGCAAUGCCGACGAGCUUCGCUUGGAUACCUCAGGCGUGGAGGAUCUUGACAAGUUACUUAUUAACACCAUGUUUGAGGCCGUAUUUGAUAUGAGCAGAGACACGCCAUUCAUUUUGUUUAUGAAAGAUGCGGAGAAGUCCAUGGCUGGAAAUUCGGAGUCGUAUGCUAUAUUCAAAACGAAGCUGGAUAAGCUUCCUAAUAAUGUCGUAAUCAUCGGUUCGCAAACUCAGACCGACAAUCGUAAAGAAAAGUCUCAUCCAGGCGGUUUGCUUUUUACGAAAUUUGGAAGCAAUCAGACUGCUUUGCUUGACUUGGCUUUCCCUGAUAGUUUCGGAAGGUUGCAUGAUAGAACCAAGGACGUUACAAAAGCAACGAAGCUUCUGUCGAAGCUUUUCCCGAAUAAAGUCACCAUUCACUUGCCUCAGGACGAAGCACUCCUCGUCAGUUGGAAGCAGCAAUUGGAACGAGAUGCCGAAACCCUGAAACUUAAAGCAAACCUGAAUAAUUUACGAACUGUUCUCAAUCGUAACGGGAUGGACUGUGACGGACUCGAGACUUUGAACAUUAAAGACCAAACACUUACAAUCGAGAGUGCGGAAAAGGUGGUCGGCUGGGCUUUAAGCCACUAUUUGAUGGAAAAUACUGAAGCUGCAGAAAACGGGAGGCUCGUUCUUUCUACAGAGAGCAUUAACUAUGGCAUUGGGGUUCUACACGCGAUCCAAAAUGACUCCAAGAGUUCGAAGAAGUCUUUGAAGGAUGUUGUGACAGAGAAUGAAUUUGAAAAGAGGCUAUUGGCUGAUGUCAUCCCUCCGAGUGAUAUCGGUGUCACAUUUGAUGAUAUUGGAGCACUCGAAAAUGUCAAAGAUACUCUCAAGGAGUUGGUCAUGCUCCCUUUACAGCGCCCCGAACUUUUCUGCAAAGGUCAACUCACUAAGCCAUGCAAAGGUAUUCUUUUAUUUGGUCCACCCGGAACGGGAAAAACUAUGCUCGCAAAAGCUGUUGCAACCGAAGCUGGUGCAAACUUCAUCAACAUUUCAAUGUCCAGUAUUACCUCAAAGUGGUUUGGCGAGGGCGAGAAAUACGUCAAGGCUGUUUUCUCGUUGGCAAGCAAAAUUGCUCCUAGCGUUAUAUUUGUCGAUGAAGUUGAUAGCAUGCUUGGACGAAGGGAAAACCCGGGAGAACACGAGGCGAUGCGUAAAAUGAAAAAUGAAUUUAUGGUGAACUGGGAUGGGCUUAGAACUAAAGAUACCGAACGAGUUCUUGUACUUGCUGCCACUAAUAGGCCCUAUGAUCUUGACGAAGCUGUUAUUAGGCGGCUCCCACGCAGAUUGAUGGUCAAUUUGCCAGAUGCUGCUAAUAGAGGGAAGAUACUCGGAGUGAUACUAGCAAAAGAGGAUUUGUCUCCCGAUUUGGAUAUGGAUUCUGUUGCAAAUAUGACGGAUGGUUAUUCCGGAAGUGAUCUUAAGAAUUUGUGUGUGACGGCUGCUCAUCGUCCAAUUAGAGAGAUUCUGGAGAAGGAGAAAAAGGAACAGGAUGCUGCUCUUGCCGAAGGUAAACCAGCACCAGCUUUGAGUGGCAGUGCUGAUAUUCGCCCACUUAAUAUGGACGACUUCAAAUUUGCUCACGAAAGGGUAUGUGCGAGCGUUUCGUCGGAGUCAAUAAACAUGACGGAGCUUAUCCAGUGGAACGAACUUUACGGCGAAGGUGGCUCCAGAAGGAAGAAAUCCCUUAGCUACUUCAUGUGAAAGGUGCCCUCUGUACAAAUAGUCCUCCCCCCCCUCGUUUCGGCGUUGUAAAAUGGCGUAUAGGUCUUUUUUUUGAAGUUUAAAAAUUUGUACCGAGUUUUUUCUUUUUCUUUUUUUUUUUCUUUUUCGGAGACGUUUAAAGGAAGUAUUAGCUUUUGGUUUUGUCGAAUAGGAAAACGGGAGAUGGGUGGAUUCAGUUGAUCAUAUCCCCAAAAAAUAGGUGCAGGUUCGGAGAAGGGAAUUAAUUAUAGUUUGUGAUCCUGUCCAUAUAUAGUUGCUACCAUUCUUCAUUUGUUGUUUAUGUUAACGAAUAAUAAGAAAUGAGACGCUUUUUUCGUUUCUUAAUAAUACUUUGCUCUUGCUAUUUCU